This is a messenger RNA of Ictalurus furcatus (blue catfish), 4855 nucleotides long. It is a transcript of the gene ark2cb, whose product is annotated as ring finger protein 165b. The coding region runs from base 172 to 1227 and encodes 351 amino acids. The transcript has 8 exons. The record is from RefSeq and is a predicted model, not a curated record. Gene Ontology annotation, molecular function: ubiquitin protein ligase activity; zinc ion binding. Lineage: Eukaryota; Metazoa; Chordata; Actinopteri; Siluriformes; Ictaluridae.
CAUCAACCUGUUCAUGUCCAGCUUUGUGUCGAUCAGUCCGCUGCUCUCCGUCUUUGUCCUUAAGGCAACUGCGCGCUCUGCCUUGAAUGUAACGUUAGCUAGUUUUUAUUUCUAGUCGAGUAUUUUGAGCCAUCUAUUUAAAGACUGUUAAACGAUCAGAAGAAUUCAAAGAUGGUGUUAGUACACGUUGGAUACCUGGUUCUACCCGUUUUCGGCUCAGUAAGAAAUAGAGGAUCUCAGUUUAACAGGCAUCAGCAUAGCCAUGCUACCUCUUGCCGGCAUUUCCAAGUAGGGCCCCAGGCCCAGAUCCCUGUUGACUUCCCAAUGCCCCAUCCAGGACAAUCUCAGGCGGGCAUGAACCCGCACCUUGGCCCAACGCACCAGCCAGCUGCCCCGUUGCAUCCUCCCCUCGGCCACAUACCAGCACCACAGUUCCAGGACAUCCAAGGCCCCCCCUUCCUACCUCAGGCUUUACACCAGCAAUACCUCAUCCAGCAGCAGAUCCUGGAGGCACAGCACAGGAGGUUCCUUCCACAGCCCAGACAUGCCCAAGAGAGAACAGCACACCAUCCCCAGACGAUCCGUGCCCCCUAUGAAUACACCCCCUCCAUACAUGUUCCUCCCCCUCCACCUGUGCCACAGCAGCCACGCUAUCUUGCAGAAGGAACAGACUGGGACUUGAGUGUGGACCCUGGUCUACCUCAUUCACACUACCACGUCCCUCAGCUCCCACAGCACUAUCAGCACUACCUGGCCUCUCCGCGGCUGCACCACUUUCCCAGAAAUGCAUCCUCAGCACAAGUGGUUGUGCAUGAGAUCAGAAACUACCCCUAUCCACAGUUACAUCUACUGACCCUGCAGAGCCUCAAUCCCUCCCGCCAUGCCACCGCUGUGAGGGAAAGCUAUGAGGAACUCUUACAGCUGGAAGACAGGCUUGGCAACGUGAAUCGAGGGGCUAUGCAGACCACCAUUGAGAGGUUUACAUUUCCUCAUAAAUACAAAAAGAGAAGACCACUGGAGCUGAAAAUAGGGAUGGAUGAAGAUGAGCUGGACACAGAUGAAAAGUGUACAAUUUGCCUGUCCAUGCUUGAGGAUGGAGAGGAUGUGAGGAGAUUACCCUGCAUGCACCUCUUCCAUCAGGUGUGUGUUGACCAGUGGCUUGCAACCAAUAAGAAGUGUCCAAUUUGCAGGGUGGACAUUGAGACCCAGCUGACGCCAGACAGCUGAUGUCUUCUGUAGCGUUGGUGAAAGGUCUGCCAUUUUUCCCUGUCCCUUUUUUGGGUACUUUGCCAAAUGUCUGUCUCUCCAUCACCUCUCACCUUUGACCUUGCCUUCUGAGCCAAUUCGAAACGCAAAUCUUUAAUCCACGUAGGAUUAAAGGUGAAUAGCAAAGUGAGCAAAAUGGAAAGGAGUCUGAGGAUUCAUGGAGAAGAAUGUUCAGAUCUGUGCGAGUGUCCAGGGCAGGUUUCAAUGUGACUUUUUGCAGAGUCUGUCAUUAAGAUGGUUCCUAUCAAAGUCCCCUGCAUGGACAUUUAGUCUGUUUAGGACAGUAAGUGCAUCCCCUGGAUGAUCUCAACUGCAGAUAACCUAAAGCUUUUCCUCUGUCACAAUGUUUCAUAAUGCAUUAUAACAAAACUUUAUGAAGCUUUCAAAUUUCCAAAUGUUAGUAGUAGUCAGUCAUGUAUUUCAGAUGUUCUGCAUUCUUCUAUAGUGCAGGUAAUCAACUCAAAAAAAUAUUCAAAACAAUUAUGUACUAUGUGGGAACAAUAUGUGAAUGGAGAUAGUAAAUUAGUAUGAAAUGUAUGAGUAGUUAAAAAAGUUAAAUGGAUUUAAAACAAAAUCCUAAUAAGGAAUGUGUAAGGAAAACAUUAUUCUCACAAAUCAAGUAAUCCAACGGUAUGAAAUGACACUAACAAUUAUUAACUGUAAUUAUCAGAAGUGAUAUAUAAUAUACUUUCUGUAACCAUGGUGACAGCAAGACCAGGCUUGAUUUAAGCUGUGACAGUAUGUAUUUGUGCUUGUGAAAUCUCCAUGCUUAGAAAAGUAUCCUCAAAAUGCAUGUUCUGUGAGAGGCUGAGGCUUAUUUUCAGGAACAUAAUGGAAAGACGGGCAGUUUGUGCAUGACAGAUAUCUUACUAAUUCUGAAGACACUGUGUUCUUAACAUGUCACUGAAGAAACCAGGAGUGAGAUGUAUACCUUAAUGCCUGUAGGACAAGCACACAUUCUAAUAACAGCCUACUUCUCAGUGUUUCCAUUAGCAAUGUAAAGUUUGUGGUAUCGCUUGAAAGUACAGCAUAUGUAGAGUAUGAAGCUAACUAAGAAAGCAGUCAUAUUGUGCAUGAAAACUGUUGCUGCCAUUUCUGGGGGAGAUGAAAAGGGAGAAAAGCCAUUGUUUUAUAGAUACCAAACAUAACUUUUCUAAACUGUAUUUUGAGUUAAUUUCAUUCUUUCCAUUCUGUUCAUGUCGUCCCCCCCCCCUCCUAAUAUUGAUGAAUAUGCCAACCUAGUCGUGGGGCUGUUUCAGCUUCUCACCAUUUUAAAUAAGUAGCUGCAAUGCUGGAAUAAUAUUUAUUGUUGUCUUAAUGUAGCUAGCUGUUAUUUUUGUAAAUGCACUAUAUUAUGAGGUUGCCUGACUUUGAUGUGAUUGUGAAUGUUUCUCUUGUCCCUGCUUAUGCAUUUGCACUCAGUGACCUGUCUCUUUGAACGUGUACACUGCGGUUGCUCCUGACAGUAUACUCCAUCCAAAAAAUAGUAGCGUGGCCUAACAUUAGUCAUUAGCUCCACUUGUAUUACUUAAAUUAUUUGAACCCUCGCUUAAAUGUAUGUGACUUCAUGGCUUAGUAGCAAUUUCUGACACUAAUUAAUUGCAAUGCAGUAAUGCAUUGAUUAAUGCAACUUGCUUGUUUUUUGCCUUUCCCCAAGAUUAGAGUCAAUUUAAAGCAUUGUGGUAAAUUGUACUUGACAAACAAAGAACUGGAGAAGUUUCAAUUUCCGUUACAUCUUAAAUUGGCUUUAUUAUUAUCAUGAUUGUCUCAGUGAGAGUUUAGUGUAACUAACCCUUACUGGCCUUUCUGUGUGUGAGCAGUGUUAAUGUCUGUUGAGAUUCCUUUUGUAACUUCAAUGAAAAUUUUCCUUCCGAAGGUACAGAGCAGUCUUUUCUCACUUCCUGUGUGCAGCAUUCAAUAGUUUACACAGGAUUUUGUGCAGUAAAAAUGCCUUAAGUAUUUAACAAUCAUAAUUUAUGACUAACUUUAGCUACUAUGGGUGCAUAUUUAAGUUUUGAUUUAGUUUAGCGAUUGAAUCGGUUUUAUUUAUUUACAUAGGCAUAACGUGUAUAAAUACCUCAUUGUGCAUACUUUAAUGGGAGUGCUUUGCAUGCAUUUGUUAUUUAAAGGAGAAAAAGAGAAACAAAACAAGAAAAAAAUUUCUCAAGGGUCUGCUGAAUCGUGUCAGUGUGUGGUGCUGUGGAUUUGGUUACAUUCCAUUAAUGCGAUUUCAAAGAAUACUUUAGCUGUGAACUAGUAGACAAACUGCUAUAGACUGGAAAUGUUUUGCAUGUAUCUCCUAUUUUGCACUCUCAGCUUUGCUACCCUCUCACUGGCAUUUGGAAAAUGUGCACCAUACUCUUUUUAUUUGAAUUUUUCUAACUUGGUUAGUAUCUAACAUUUUUUUUUUUUUUUUUUUAAAGUAUUACAACACAGCUUAGUGCAGCGUGAGAUGUACUGUGAUUAGCCACUUGUCCAAAAUGCUUUACAUUAGCUGGAUUUCUAUUACAUAGAGACCGGUCAUUUUUAACCUUCUGUUUGCAUAUGUUUUCCCUACUUCUUAAUCUUUUUUUAAUACUUAGUAACAGGGUCUGAAGCUAAAUGUCUGUCUGAGGAUAUAUCUAUCACUAAAUGUAAUGUGGCCAUUAUUUAUUCUUUUGAUAUGUUUUGAUGAAGAAAUGGACAAAACAGCAAAUGUAAAAAAAUAAUAAUAAUAAUCCUAUAAAAUAUAUUUAGCUCUCAGCUAGACCAUGCACUGAUAUUUUUAGAGGUGCAACUUUGAAACAAUAUGGCAUGGUACAUAAUUUAGAAUAGAUUCAGCCAAAAAGGGCAUAAAUUCCUCCUACUUGAUCAUGAUUGUGUCAAACAGGAUUUUGACAUGCCCCAGCGGAAAAUAAUUUUCUUGGUUGAAUUGAUAAACACAUUGGAAUUCCCUAUUUAUUUGCAGACGCCUGAUAUGAUUGACAAAUGAUAUAAGACAUGCCUUGUCAUAUGAUUUGUCCCACCAGCCUUAAGGUCUUUUUCCUUGCUCCACCACACUAGAAAAAUUUUGGACAUACAGCAAUAGUAUUAUGUUUCGCAAACAGAAUGAACAGUAGAUCCUAAAGCACAAGCUCUAUAAUGCAUGUCUUUCUCAGGUUUUAAUAUACGUAUGAGAAUGGAUAGAUAUGUUAAAAUAUUUUACCAUAAAUCUUUCUGAUGUUUUUUCUGCUGCUGAUGUUAAAAAAUAUUGAAUAACCUGCCAGUGAAAGGGAAGUGGCUAUCUUUGUAUAAGACACUGCUGUUGCUGUUACUGCGCAAUGUUUUCUGACAUUAAUAUUUUAUAGUCGAGUAGAAAAAAAUAUGUAUUGACAAUAUUUAAGCAAUAGCUCGAUGAUCAUCAUGUACGAUAAUUAGAUUAAGUGUAUAUUGCGUUAAAAAAAAAAAGGAAAAAAAAUUAGAUUCACUUUUGGUGGAUUUUGUACUGUAUUUAUUACUAAUGAUGCAAAAAGUUGCAUAGCUUAACCCAAACUGUUCUUUCUUUUUUAAUUUCUUGUCUUGUAUAUGACCUUUUUGUAUGUGUUUUUCAAAUAAAAUUUUAAAAAUGCUU